This is a messenger RNA of Serpula lacrymans var. lacrymans S7.9, 246 nucleotides long. RefSeq lists its product as uncharacterized. The transcript is spliced from 5 exons. NCBI's taxonomy places the organism in Eukaryota, Fungi, Basidiomycota, Agaricomycetes, Boletales, Serpulaceae. The record is from RefSeq and is a predicted model, not a curated record. The coding region runs from base 1 to 246 and encodes 81 amino acids.
AUGACUACUGAAUCAAAGUAUAUUGUUCUCUUUGGAGAACCUGUAACAGAAGAUCAAAUAGCACAAUGUAUAAAGGACCUCGAAAGCCUUGGUGGAGUAGUGCUGGAGCGAUACACGCUCAUCAAGGGUUUCUCUGCGACGAUACCGCCUGACCAUGUCAACGACUUCCAGUCAGCCCAAGGGGACAUAAUCCAAUCCAUACAACCCGAUGGCACUGUCACCAUCCAACAGCCUAAUGAGCACUGA